UUCCAGAUUCCACGUGUUAAAAUGUCAAGUAUGACGUAACAUCCGGCUAGGUAUUGUUUACGUUUUCUGAGUUUAAGGUUAGGAAAUUGUUUCGGAGAGCCGACUUUAUUUGUCUCAUGUCUUGAAGAAUGCCCAUUGAAGUCAAGCCUCGAAUUGUGAUUCUCUAUGGGUCUCAAAAAGGUCAAGCCCAGUCCAUUGCGGAAGGGAUAGCUGAAGAGGCAGAGGAGCAUGGACGACUUGCUGAGCUCAGCUGUUUGAAUCAGAAAGAGAAGUACAAUUUGGAGAAGGAAAAUUCCCCUGUUGUCUUUAUUGUGUCUACUACUGGAGAUGGGGAGCCACCAGACAAUGCCCUGCAAUUUGUGAAGCACAUCAAGAAGAAGACCCUCUCCUCUGAACACUAUAAACAUCUCCACUAUGCACUUUUAGCUUUAGGAGACACCAACUACGAAAACUUUUGCAACUGUGGCAAGACAAUUGAGCGCCGUCUACAGGAACUUGGAGCCCAACAAUUCUAUGCAACAGGAUAUGCAGAUGACGGUACAGGGUUGGAGUUGGUUGUAGACCCUUGGCUUGAAGGACUCUGGAAAGCUGUCAAAGCCACUUUAACAAAUAUGGCUUCUGAUUGGAGUAUGGACAAGACAAUUCCAGAUUCAUUGAUACCACAUGUUGAACUAAACCGCCUAAGCCUCACUGACCAGUCUCCCAACUUAGACCUCAAAUGCGCAUCCCCGGGUUCAGCUUCUGUUGAAGGAGUCCGGUUAACGGCACCCCCAGCAGAAACGCAAACCACGGAUGCUGGAUUGUCCGAUGCACCUUCACUGUCACACUCAGUGCCUCCACUGUCCGAUUUGUCUCUAAAUGUUCCUAGUCUACCUCCACCUUUUCUAGACGUGUCUCUUCAGGAAUUAGACAUGGUAGAUGAGAUUUUUGGACCGUUAAACAGCGAAACUCUCAAUUUGGUCCCUAUAUCCCGUGCCGUUUGUUUAACAACGGGCGAGUCAGUCAAGACUGCCAUCCUUCUUGAGCUUGACAUCACUACUCACCCGAUGUUGACUUAUCAGCCUGGGGACUCGUUUGAUGUUUUCUGCCCAAAUAGGGCACCUGAGGUCAAGCAAUUGCUUCAAAGAUUGGGUCUUGAGGAUAAGAAGAAUCAUCUCGUCCAAGUUUCUUUACUGAAAAACACAAAGAAAAAAGGUGCUCAGGUUCCUUCAUAUAUCCCUCAGAACAUUUCUCUACUGUACCUGUUCACAUGGUGUCUGGAGAUUAGAAGUGUUCCUAAGAAGGCCUUCUUGCGAGCGCUGGCUGAGCAUACAGCAGACAGCGUGCAAAAAAGGAGACUGCAGGAGCUUUGUAGCAAACAAGGCACCGCCGACUACAACCAGUUUGUGAGAGAGACAAGCCUCUGUGUUUUGGAGCUUCUGGACGCUUUCCCAUCCUGCUUGCCUCCCCUGAACCUCUUUAUAGAACUUCUCCCCAAGCUGCAGCCAAGGCCUUAUUCAGCGGCCAGCUCCUGCCUUCAGCAUCCGGGCAAGCUGAAUUUCGUUUUUAGCGUUAUCGAGUUCCCAGCACGCUCAGGUCGUCCUGCGGGGAGGCAGGGCUUAUGUACUGGUUGGCUCUUUGACCUCGUCUCACCUCUCCUGGUUCACCAAGGGAAGCAUGAAUUGCAGCAUUGCGGGUCCGUACCGCUGAUUCAUGCGAGUUUGAGACCCAACCGCUCCUUUCGACUUCCACCUGACACGUCGGUGCCUGUCGUAAUGGUCGGACCUGGUACGGGUGUCGCGCCCUUCAUCGGCUUCCUCCAGCAAAGAGAAAAGGAGAGGCAGCAGAAUCCCGAUGCCGUGUUCGGUGAGACCUGGUUGUUUUUCGGUUGUCGCUACAGAGACCAAGACUACCUGUUCAGGGAGGAGCUGGAGGGCUUUGUAUCCAGUGGCACCUUGGACCACCUCAUGGUGUGUUUCUCCAGAGAUAACCAGAAGGAGGAGGCCAUCGUUUCAGAGAGACCUCCCAAAUAUGUCCAACACAACAUGUUGCGCCACAGCCACAAAAUCAUCAACAUCUUGAUCAGACAAAACGCUUGCCUCUAUGUUUGUGGAGAUGCAAAGAACAUGGCUAGAGAUGUAAACGACACCCUGGUGGAGAUGAUCAUGAGUGAGCUCCAGGUGGACCAACUGGAGGCCAUGAAGCAACUGGCUAGCCUGAGGGAGGAGAAACGCUACUUGCAGGACAUCUGGGGAUAAAAGAGGUCUUCUCUUUUUUUGUUUUUAAAAACAAAUAUGAUCCAAAACUCAACACACUUAGCUGUAACCUUCUGAGCUAACUGCAAGGCAUUGCUUUAGAGCAACCCUGCUGACCUCAGUGUUGACAUCAUCUCCUGCUUUGCUCGUUGAGCAAAAGUGACCUUAGCCAGUCCAAUAUUGCUGCUUAUUUGUUCUUACGGUGUGAAAAUGCUUUUAGGCUUGACAAGCACUCCAUGUUUAUCCUGCCAGUAAAAGUAUUUAAGUCAGAUUUGAUGGAGGGAUUUCAAUGAGACGGAAACUGGCAUUCGGUUCCUCCCUAGAUAAACAAAAGUCAUUUACAUGCAAAUAUAAAAAGGAUUUUGCAGGGUUUAGAAGUUUUUUGGUUUUUUUUACGUGCAAAACUCACUGCCAACUUAAUAAACCGCAUUUGAAAAUGAACUUGUGAAGGCCACACACACACAAAAACUCAAAUCAUUUUUUUAAAAUGGAUUUUUAAUGAAAAUACAUGAAAUACAAAUACAUUACCGGAACAAUACAAGGCGUAUUUUUUUUUUAUUAUUCAUCAUGAGAAAGUGUACUGGGAAGUUCAGAGUGAGCAUAGAGGGCAUAAAUAUCCAUCAUAAAGCUCUCAGCUCUGAGAAUAAUCCCCCCGACUUGACUUUGUUUGGGUCUGCCCGCAUGCACAAUGUUAUUUUGGACUCCUUCAAACAUUUCCCCAGCUGAGCUACCAUCUCAAACACACACUGCCUGUCAUAUUGUGUGGUAUGGAAAUAAAAUCAUUCGAAUAAACUU
Molecule: messenger RNA, 3029 nt
Organism: Syngnathus acus (greater pipefish)
Lineage: Eukaryota; Metazoa; Chordata; Actinopteri; Syngnathiformes; Syngnathidae
Gene: mtrr
Product: 5-methyltetrahydrofolate-homocysteine methyltransferase reductase
Exons: 15
Coding region: 129-2237 (702 amino acids)
Biological process (GO): homocysteine metabolic process
Cellular component (GO): cytosol
Molecular function (GO): flavin adenine dinucleotide binding; FMN binding; [methionine synthase] reductase (NADPH) activity
Source: RefSeq, a predicted model, not a curated record